ACUUAUUGUUUCAGACAUUACAGUAUCCAGAUGUUUGGCAGGAGGAUUUCAGGGGAUGAAACGGCAAAGUUUUACAGUGCAACAGCGACCAUGGAGGAGAUUCGGUCUGGUUACCUUUACAAGUCCCCCCCUCCAUAUAUGUCCAAAUCCUUGAAAUCGUGGAAGCGGAGGUACUUUGUGCUCGGCAAGGCUGGUGGAAACAUCUAUAAGCUGAAGUACUUCAAGGAUGAAAAUAAGAGAGAGAAACAGCAGGGAGAAAUCAAAUUAUACGAAAUCUCCUUGCUUUUCCUGUGUCCAAAAACACACCCUAGUUGGGAAUGGAUCCACAGAAACUUCAAAUGCACUCCAUCCUGUGUUUUGUACCUCAAAGUACCAGACAGAGACUAUUUCCUCAUUGGGGAAAACAGUGAUGAGAUGGAGAGCUGGUUUAACAUCAUAUUUGAUGCCCUGAAUACACGUUCACACACAAUGAUCAGCUUUGAGGAAAAGAAAAAACCGAGGUCAACAUCUGAGCCUCUGAUAAUAACGUCAUCAAACAAGGAUCGAGAAUUUGGAGAACACAAACGAGAAAAAGACGAUCACAGACCAACAUCUUCCUCAGCAAGGUGUUCUGCCCCAGAAUCAUUCAACACCCAAUACUCUCUCUAUGAUUAUCCUACCAAUGAGGAUGAUGAGGAGGACGAGCAGAAGGAGAGGGAAGAACUGGAUAAAGAGGAGAUAGGCGAAGAGACAAACAGCAGCAACUACAUGUCCAUGGAAAAAGUGAUGGAGCUUGCAAAAGGAAUUCACAAUGCAGUUGACACACAUCUGCAAACAAAAUUGGUUACUGAAGAUGAAAAUUCUGAGAACUUGUGCUUGAAUUGCUCUGGCAACAGGACUUCCACUGCUCUGAACAGCCAAAUUCCACAGGAGAUUGAAACAUUUGUCCCUGUGGAAAAGGAGAUUUACGUGAGUCAAGAAUUGCUGAGAAAUGGUGUGAUCUUCUCCGAGGAAGCUGGCAAACCAUGUGUGUCUGACUGCAGGCUUAUCCAAUUUUCCAAUAUCUUCCAUAAAGGCGACCAAAUCUUAGCCAUCAAUGACCUGCUCACAUACAAUCUGGGUGAGGUGCAAAACUAUCUAAAGAGGAUUAAUAAAGAUCAGGUAAAAUUGACCAUCCUAAGACAACCCGGAUCCAAGCCCUUAAGUGAAUGCGGUGUGUAAUUUGACCUCUGCUCUCUAUUAUCUGACUCUAAAGCACCUUGCUGCACUCUUCUUUAUGCGAUACAAAUAUAGGCACACGUUGUGCAUGAGGGGA
This is a messenger RNA of Electrophorus electricus (electric eel), 1294 nucleotides long. NCBI's taxonomy places the organism in Eukaryota, Metazoa, Chordata, Actinopteri, Gymnotiformes, Gymnotidae. The record is from RefSeq and is a predicted model, not a curated record.